AUGGAGCUGUCCGCCGCCUUCGAGGAGCGCGUCCGGCAGAUGGAGGACGCCCGCAACCACCGCCUCGCCCUCCUCAACGCCGAGAAGGAGAUCCAGGCCGCCAAGCUCCGCAUUCUCUCCGCCAAGCUUGCCGCCACGCGCCGACUCGAGUGCCGCCGCCUCCUCCUCGAGCGCCGCGCCGCCGACCUCGCCUCCCGCGCCCUCGCCGCCCGCGCCGACAUCGACGCCGCACGCGCGCGCCGGCUCCUCGUCGCCCGCGACCUCAGCUCGGUGAGGGGCGAGAUCGAGGAGGCCCAGAGGAGGGAGGAGGACUGGGACCGCUUCUACGAGGCCAAGAGGAAGGAGAUGGAGGAGUUCCAGGCGGAGUCGCGGCGGUUCGAGGCGGAGACUCGCGAGGAAGUGCAGAGGCUGAGGGAUUCGGUAUCUCAACUGAAAUCUGCACUGCAAGAGCUGCAGAGCAGCGCGAUGUACUCAAACAACACGGAGAUUGCUGCCGCAGAAGCUAGGAAGUCUGAUCUGACUGCUAAGAAGGCAAAGCUGGGCGAGAGCCUGGCUUCAGCCCGCCAGUUCAGAGCGCUGCUUCAGCAGCAACUCCAGAAAGCUUUUCAGUCACAGGUGGACGAUGGGGAUCAGAAAGAAGCUCAAGCUACUUCAGGUCCAACAAUCAUGCCAUGA
Miscanthus lutarioriparius is the source of this 675-nucleotide messenger RNA. NCBI's taxonomy places the organism in Eukaryota, Viridiplantae, Streptophyta, Magnoliopsida, Poales, Poaceae. The record is from the annotation of a GenBank genome assembly.